Ectocarpus sp. CCAP 1310/34 is the source of this 687-nucleotide messenger RNA. NCBI's taxonomy places the organism in Eukaryota, Phaeophyceae, Ectocarpales, Ectocarpaceae. The record is from the annotation of a GenBank genome assembly.
GAAGGGCACAAGGGGCGACACCACCGGGCGUCACAGCACAGAGUAAGCACCAUGUGCGAUAGCGGUACUUCUGUUCGAGGUAAUGGAGGUGGCAAGUGGUCGACCCUUCGAGACGCAUUUCUCUGUGCGGUGGCAGCGUCCAAAAGAGGGCAUGCCACGGAGACUGGUGGCAACGGGGCGAAUGACAGCACCAUAUCCUCGAGGUUCGAGGGCUUCGUUCUUUUCCCCAGACAAGAGAUUGACCCAACGUCAGCGGUAGCGGCAGCUACACAAACUGCAACGACGGCCAUCCACCCAGGCAAUGUUUGGGCUACGUAUCACCUUCCUGGUGGGAAAAAGGUCACGACGAGGGAAGCUUCGUCAAACGGAAGGGCGGGUGCGGGUGGGGUAACCGUUACGCUGGAUCAGCUGUUUGCGCACCGCGUGCACGGCGUCGACAACACAGGCAACGUCAGAGUAUGGCCGGCGGAGCACGUUCUGCUCCACGUCUUGCUCUCUAGCCCGCUGGCCUCCUCGCUGGGCGGGAUGCGAGUGCUGGAGCUCGGGGCGGGCAUGUCCGGGUUGGCCGGCUUGGGUGUGGCCGCUUGCUUGGACGCGGCAGAGGUUGUGAUCACGGAUGGCAACCCGGACGCACUUAGAAAUCUCGAGGUACAGCAACGUGCGCAUCGUGGCCUUUUCAUUCAAUAA